AUGUCUUCAUCUCUAUCCACCUCUCACUUCCGCCCACUACACAUCCCGCCCCUCCUCGCCGCUACAUCCAUGGGCAUCGGAGCCGUAGUCCCGCUCUGGAACCCUGUGGCGGCGAUCCGAGCAUUCGGGCUUCCGGACCGCAUCGCGACAUCGCCUCCUGCGCAGGCGGUCUUCAAGGUCUACGGCGCCCGCAGUACGUGUUUCGGGGCGGCUAUCUGGAUCUUCUACCUGCAGGGCAAAUUGGAGGCUGUCGACACCAUCCUCGCCCUGCAGUCCUACGCUACUGUCGUCGAUGCCUGGGUCUGCUGGCGUGAGGGGGUGCCACGCACGGCACUCAUGAGAGCCCUCGCUGGCGUGCUUGUUGGGGGUUGGGGCCUCUUGGGACUGACGCAGAGGUUCAGGUAG
Messenger RNA from Exophiala aquamarina CBS 119918, 405 nucleotides. RefSeq lists its product as uncharacterized. Bases 1 to 405 code for a protein of 134 amino acids. Lineage: Eukaryota; Fungi; Ascomycota; Eurotiomycetes; Chaetothyriales; Herpotrichiellaceae. The transcript has a single exon. The record is from RefSeq and is a predicted model, not a curated record.